CAGACAGCUUUAAUGUGUUUGAGGUUUUGUACGCAGCCUAAUACUGAAAACUAGCCUAAGCAACAAGAAAUAGAGAUGAAAUUGUCACACCUUCAGGGCAGCUAAUGGUUAUAUCACGAAGGUGCCAGAGAGAAGCAUUCAUUGAUUCACAGCAGCACAGCAAAUAUUGCAGAGCGUUUUCUAUCACAGGAGCAUACCUCAUGACUUGUAGAAAUCAACACGUCCUGCAUCUCCUUAACUCCUGCUGUGCUUCUGAUACACCUGCUGCCAUGGCCCAUGAUGCCUGCUGGGCAAGAGGCAGUCACGUACCUGCGUCGGUGCUGCUGUGACCCUAUGGCUCCUGCACUGCCAGAGGCUCCUUCAGGCACCGCCAGUCCAGUGAAUCUCUUUCUGACUGGGAAAAUAGAAAGUGCUGUUACCUCACUAGUUGCUUGCAGUGGAGAACUCGAACAGCACACAGAGAGACGGGGCGUCAUCUACAGCCCUUCCUGGCCACGAAACUAUCCUCCAGCAGUAAACUGCAGCUGGUACAUUCAAGGAGAUCGUGGAGACAUGAUAACAAUUAGCUUUAAGAACUUUGAUUUAGAAGAAUCUCAGAAAUGUGCAGUAGAUUGGUUGAUGAUUGGCCCAUCUUCCAAGAGGGAGGAGUACAAAGUAUGCGGAUCUUCCAUACCUCCAUCUUUCAUCUCUGCAAGGGAUCAUGUUUGGAUAUUUUUUCACUCAGAUGCAUCAAGCUCAGGACAGUCUCAGGGAUUUCGCCUUUCUUAUAUUAGAGGAAAGAUCGGCCAGGCUGCAUGCCAGUCAGAUGAAUUCCAUUGUGCAAAUGGAAAGUGUAUUCCCAGUACUUGGAAAUGUAAUUCCAUGGAUGAGUGUGGGGAUAACUCAGAUGAGAGAAACUGCACUGUUCCUCCAACAGAGCCUCCAUCCAGCAUCUGUCCCUCAGGAACAUUCCAGUGCAGUGUAGCCCGCUCCACCAAGUGCUUGAUGAACGAGCUGAGGUGUAAUUCAGUUAAAGACUGCAGCGAUGGUUCAGAUGAAGAUAAUUGUCCUGAUCUUUCCUGUGGCAAAAGGCUGGGUAAUUUUUAUGGAUCUUUUGCUUCCCCAGACUUAUUCCGUGCUGAUCACAGCAAAUCAGACCUUCGUUGCACGUGGUAUGUGGAUACACAAGAUAAUCGACAUGUUCUGUUGCAGCUUGAUUUGCAGUUAGGCUACAAUGACUACGUAAAGGUGUAUGAUGGCAUUGAAGAGAGAGGUGAUAAAUUACUGCAGACAUUUUCGUUUCACAACAAUAGGCAUCCGGUGAGCGUGGAGUCAUCAAAGGGCCAGCUCACAGUCUCGUAUCAUGCUCGCUCAAAGAGCACUGGCCAUGGAUUCAAUGCAACCUACCAGGUGAAAGGCUAUUGUCUUCCUUGGGAACACCCCUGUGGAAGUGAUGAGGAGUGUUUCACGGAUAAGCAACAUUGUGAUGGCUGGUGGCACUGUCCAAAUGGCAAAGAUGAGGAGAACUGUCCGGCUUGCCAGAAGAAUGAAUAUCCAUGUGAAGGAAAUAGUGGGCUUUGCUACUCAAUACUUGACCGCUGUAAUAACCAAAAGAACUGCCCAGAUGGCUCAGAUGAAAAAAACUGCUUUACUUGCCAGCCAGGGAAUUUCCAUUGUGGGACAAAUCUGUGUAUCUUUGAGACUUGGCGCUGUGAUGGUCAAGAAGACUGCCAGGAUGGAAGCGAUGAGCACAACUGCCUGGUGAUUGUUCCCAGGAAGGUCAUCACGGCUGCUCUGAUCGGGAGUCUCGUGUGUGGCCUGCUGCUGGUGAUAGCGCUGGGUUGUGCAUUUAAAUUAUAUUCCCUGAGGACUAGAGAAUACAGAGCAUUUGAGACCCAGAUGACACGACUUGAGGCAGAAUUUGUGCGUCGGGAAGCUCCACCUUCCUAUGGGCAGCUGAUUGCACAAGGACUGAUCCCCCCAGUCGAAGACUUCCCUGUGUACAAUGCAUCACAAGCCUCCGUGCUGCAGAACAUCCGAACGGCCAUGAGGAGGCAGAUGAGACGUCACUCGUCACGACGAAGCUCGUCUCGGCGGCGCCUUGGCCGACUCUGGAACAGACUCUUCCACAGACCUCGGGUGAGAGGACAGAUCCCACUCCUGACACCUGCCCACACUUCGCAGACGACGUUGGGUGAUGGAAUCAUCAACCGCGCUGAUGGGACUAUCGGGAGUUCUCCGCCUUCACCUGAAGGACCUAGUUUAGAGGCAGACGCCCACGCCAGUGACCUGCAAGAAGUUGGAUGUAGCACCUUGCAGCCGGAGACUGAAAUCACAGAGCCAUUGCCUUCGAAUGUCUUAGAGAACACUUGCACUGCUGCGCAAGCAGAACCUGAGUCUGGACACGCUGAUAAAUCUGUAGGUGCUGAGACCUCGGGCAGCGAGCUCAAGCAGCCCAAUAAAGUGGAUUCAGGAAAGCCUUUCAGAGAUCCUUUGUCUGAAAGUGUCACAGAAGCGAUCCAUGGAGGGUCAGCACCCAGGAGGACUGUCCUAGAGGGCAAUAAUUUAAGUAGAAGUCAUCCACCAAGUGAAGAGCCAUGUAGGUUACCCUUAAAGUGGGAGUCUGCUUAUUCAGAUAGCCCCUUGAAUGUUCAUAUCCAAGUGGAUGGACAAAGCCGGUGUUGCCCUGGCUCCCAUCGGGAGGAGCCUUUGGGUAUUCAUGCGGCUUGUUGCCAUUCUGUGGAAGUGCCAAUGUUAGAGUCCUCUGCUCCCCUCUCUGAAAUCAGUACAAGUGAUGAUGAGUCUUUACUUGUUUGCUAGUAGAAGCUUUUGUUUUGACCCUGUAAACUUUGUAACUUCAUUGUUUAUAUGACUGUGCACUUUGAUUUUAGGUGGUUUUUGCUCUCAGAUUGUCCAUCAAAACUGGUGUGCUUUAAUCCCCAGGAGUACAGCACAGGACUAAAUGGGACAAGUUUUUCUUUGUUGCUAUUCCUGAAACUCCAGUGGGGGCAGAAGUAGGCCAGUAUGUGAUGUCAGGGGCUCAGAGAGCAAGAAUAUGUCACUGUAGUUGGGAGGCAUCUCCACUGUUUAUUUCUUCUGUGCUUUAUUUACUUUCCAUUCAGGGAGUUGGUAUUUCUUUACUUUUUCAAGUGGUCUUACAGAAAUUAACACUGUUGGAACUUGGACCAGGCACCAGUUGUGACUGUGAGUACCAGUCGAGAAAUAACAUUGUCCUUUUAGGCAUCAUUAUUUAACUAAAAUUUAAUAAUAUCAUUAAAAUGUUUGAGAGGAAAUAAAAUCCUUUGUUGUUCCCUAUUUCUAGAAGUAGCUUGCUUCCUUUGCUCCCUUCAGAAAUGUUUUGAUGGCCAUAUAGCUCUUGAAACAUCCACUAGAACCAAAGUUUCUAUAUAGAGUAUGCAGAACAUUCCUGUCCGCUAUGGCUUUGUAGUAAGAGAUCAGCAGUGUUCAGUACAAGUGAAAUGCAUUGAACCCCAUUUGCAACAAUAUUUUUCAGUUGUCAUAUGUUACUCUUCAAAGUGAUGUAGCAGAGGUUGAAGAAUCGCUUGCUGUCUUCCUACCCUUUUUCCUCUCCUCCCUUCUGAUUUCAGGGACUUUUAUGAUUACACCUCUUUGGUUGUGCUCUGAAGGUUUCUGAGACUUCACAGCUAGCUGCAAUAGGAAGCACUGAGCACUUGGUAGCUUUCGGGAUUGGAUUCUUUAUUUUGUAAUAAAAUCUACUUCACAAGUUUUCUCGUAAAUCUGCUAUCUAGGUGCAGCUUUUUGAAACUUGUUUUUCUAGUCAGUUAUAGGGGUUUGCUUUUACUUUCUGUUAAGAACUGAAGUAGGACAGUGCCAGUUUCAAAGCUGACACUGUGUGAAUUGUAUAAAUUGUAUACUGCUUUAAACUGGUGCCUUUUUGUGUUUUUUUUUUUUUUUUUUUAAUUUAGGGUGCAAUUAGACGCAAGCAAGAUAUUUACCUGAAAGAAGGUUGAUAUUACUGAAGCAGGAAUGACCUGGUGCGGUCACAGCUGGUUAUGGUCUGAUAGUUUGGCCCUGCUGCUGGUAGGAUGGUGCCAUGAAAUAGCGUGGGCCAGGCUUCCCCCCACCCUUUUAGGAGCUCUGUUUUGGCCCUCUGGUGAGGCAGUAACAAACUGGAAUGCUACAUACAGAAAUUAACAAAGAAGUUAUCUCAGCUGUUCCUCUGUAAGUAUCCAAGCGCUCUGAUGCUGUUUAAUGCUGUAGGAAUUCAACUUGCCUGAAGUUAUUAACUGGUAACUUCAGCUUGUAAAGCUGGGGUGGACUUGAAGUGGGGUGUUUUUGCAGGCUUUUGCAGUGAACAGUUUACACUGAAGUGUCAGAGAUGUUUUUUAAUGGACUGUAUGUGCCCUGAAUCUUCCACUAGGACUUCCUGUGGGAGUGCUUUAAAAAAAUAAGCAUUAAGACUUUUGCUUUACUGAAAUGUAAUGUGAAGGAAUGACUUUGAAAUUACUUUUUUGUUUUCAGUUGCAAAUUGGUUUCAUAGUGUGUUUUCCAGAGGCGGAAGAUUCAAAGUCUGUAAGAGCAUAGAAAGGAUUGUAGCAAAAUGCAUAAUGAGCAAGAGUCAUAGUUACAUUAAAUUUUUGAGAGAAGAAUUGCUUUUGCUUAUUUAAGAACAGGAAGUGUCUUUUCAUCUCCCGAGCAGGCAGUAGGAUUUAUAUGCAGCCUCUCCGUCCAUGACCCAAACUUUCCAGUAGACUCCAAGAAAAAACACGGGCACUCCAGUUAAAAUGAUAAUGAGUCCGACUCCACAGACAACUGGCUCGGAGUAUAGGCUGAAGACCAGCAGAAAUGCCCAAAAUGCCAGAACGGAUGGAAUGGCUGAAAAACUGGCGGCCGCCUUGCGGAAACCCGAAGGCUGUCUUUAUGGAGUGGAGAACCUUUGGCAUGUUCGAAGGCAGAUGACCCUGCUUUACAUUUGCUCGUGUCAAAGGCACUGCAUGCUACAGACAGAGCAGACCGAAACCAACAGAGUGCUUCACAGAUAGUGAUGGAGGGCGAAAAUGCAAAAGAACAACUGCAGCAUCUAAAGGGAAGUUUUCCAAGCACGGGAGAAGGGGCAUACUGGAAAGAGAAGAGCCUUCGCUCCUAGCUGGGCGGCUCCAGAUUAUUCACUGGGUAAUCUUCCUCCAGUAAGAAGUGUCCUGAACUGAGAGGCGUCUUUGAUCAACCACUCCUUACCAAAGUGAUCAAAACUGAAACAAGUGGAUCAGAAAUGAACAUUAACUACAGCAGUGCGAUCUAUUGCUCUGACACCUACUUGCCACAGGAGGAAGGUAAGGUCUCCGUUUGUCUCUGCUAAAGGAAUGUGAUAUUUCUAACAUGAGGUUAGAAGGCUGCAGUGACAGGAGCUGAGGCAUGCCCAGGUCCUGCGGUGAGAAGCUGUGCUUCAGUGAGGGCACUCCAUAGCCCAUCACUCCUCACUAACAAAAUGACUUGGUUCCAUCAAUCUGAUUUACAGGAGAGGGAACUGAUGUGGAGAAAUGAGCAGUGCCAUUGGGAGCGUGUGUUUUUAAGUCAUAGAUCACCGGGUGACUUCAUGUAGACCAAUGUUACUCAAUACUGUCCCAUUUGAUUGUGUUCUGAGAUACGUAGGUUGCAAGGUUUUCUUGAACUGCUGAUUCUGCUUUAGCCAUCUUCCAUGUUGACAGUGUCCGUGUCUGUGUUGGGCUCACUGCAGUCCCUGAUUUGCUAGAGAAGUAGUUGCCAUGGCUCAGCGCUGUGCCAGACGGGGCCCCCGCCGCUCUGAGGAAUUUGUGUCAGAUAGAACAUUUCGUACAAUGCAGAAGGUUCUGUCACCUUGAUUCGAAGGAAGUUGUUUGUGUUAAUGCUUAAAGGUAACGUGAGACAAGGCGAGCUCUUUACUUUGGAACACGCGCUGAGCCAUUGAUGUACGCAGUACAGUAAAUAUAACAAAGAGCGCACUGUGGUAUUUACACCCACCGCAAACACGUUUGCAAAAUAGGAUUAUUUACAAUCCAAUGAAAUAGUACUGCUUUUAAGGCAGAAACCCUGUGUGUUCAGUGAAGUGUCCUCCUCAGCUUUUCUUGCCGUUUAUCGACCCAACACAUUCCUCCCCAUUUUUUUUUUUUAAUGUCUUCCAUUAAUAGUUAAGAAAAACCUAGGGAAAACAAACACUCUUUUCCUGAUUGUUUAUUCACCAGUCUCUUAGGAACCAUAAUUACGUCUCCCAGGAAUUGUGUGUUUUAUCAUACUGUAUAUCUUAAAGAGCCACUUUAGGUAAAAUAACAAGGAGUGCCUUAUGAAGGAAAAUUGGAUUCGUUUUAAGACUUUUUUAACCCUCCAAAGAAUGGCUCUUUGUUUACUUCUUUAGUGCAUGUGGCAACUUGCCCAAGUAAAUACUAUGCUGCAUAAAUACCAGAGAUUGGUAUUUAUGAUAUUACAUAAACAUACUCUGAAUAAUGACUCAUUGUUGCGAUGAAGACGAACGCAAGCAAUAUACAUCACAGUCAGUGCGUUAUUUCUUGUCACUUUAUUAAGUGACACUGAGCAUUGUAGGACAAAAUGACAGUGAGUGGAGAGGAGAAGUCUGAUUGCAUUAUUUACCAGAUCCGAGUUUACAAAACAAAAGAGAAAACAGCCAAAACAGGAAGGUUAUGAGGAUAACAUAGCUGAUUAAUUAUCAAUAUGCAGGAUAAGUAGUUAGGUGCAUGCUGGGGUUGACUGGAAAAAGAUUUAUUGCUCUUUGAAUUGAAAACUCAUGCAGUGCGUUUAUUCCACUGUCCCAACAGGCAGCUGAGCCCUCAGGUUCAUCAUCCUACCUGUGGUGACGCUCAUGUCCACUUGUGACAAUAGUUACUUCCCUUAUGGAGCCGCUCUUUUGGUGGCUUUGUUUCUCAGAGCCUCAGUCUGUCCAGUUAGAGUUUUGUUACACCUUUACUGCACUCCAGAAAAAUCAUGUCAGGGUUUGUGUGAAGGGAAAAUGUGGCACACUUUGCGGUGCUGCCAAGUGAUGGAACUCAGAUCUGAGAAAUCAAAAUCCCAAAGGGAAGGUGCAUAUGCCAAAACCUCUAUUUAAAGCCAGCAGGGUGUUACCAACUUAUUUAUUUUUAAAGCCCAUGGUUAUAGCCUAUAUGCUGCUGUCCAAACAGCGAAAACAAUGGACACUCAAAUUCUCAAAGGAUCACUGAACCAUCCCUUUAAAAAUGAUGAUGAAAAUUAUCACCCAUAGUAAUGGACUAGCCUGAAAAAUGUGAUUUUUUGGAAAUUUUGCUCUUUCCCUGAAGCAGCCCUUCAGAAACAGCAGAGAAAUCUUCACAGUGGGAGGGUGAUCCUCAUAAUACGUGGAGGAGUGGGAUGCUCAGCUGUGGGAGCACUCUCCUCCAUGACUGCAGGCCUGCACGCUGUGGUUGAGGUGAGGCUUUUGGUGUUUGAUGGGGUCUAUCACCAGCAGAAGAAAUUUGUUCCUAGGUGUGAAUAAAGGAGUACCUAUAUUUUCCUAAGUGAACAUCUUUCACGCUUGUGUGCUCAAGAAGAUAGCAGUGGAUGGGGCCAACCUCUGCAAAGCACCUGGGCUUAUGGAAACCUCUGCUUUACUGCAUGGUCAGCAGCUGUUUAUUGUGGUUAUUAAACUGUGCCUUUUUCCUUCGAUUUUAACAAUUUCCUUCCUGGUUUUACUUCUUUAGUCAAAACCCACUCUGUGUAAGGAGAACUGUGUUUUGAUGUACUCGGGUGCCAUGUGCUGUUCCAUCCCAUGUGCAAGGUUGAACUGAACAAAUGCUGACUUUUCUCCCUUGUGCUUCACAUACUUUGUACAGGUUAGGAGGGAACACAGGGGACAGGAGAACAGAAGUCUGCUGGUCUGCAAAGACCAACGAUGUCACCUGGUCCAGAAUAAAGCAAGCUCAGCUAGCUCUACCAGCAAGCUUAGGAAUGACAGUGAUGAUCUGUGUGCCAUCCUGGAUAACACAAAAUUUGUGCCUAAAACCCUAAUAGACAACACCUCAAAAGACUGCAUGUCCAAGUAGAAAGGAGCGAGAUACCUCCCACGUAUGUCCUUAUUUUCCCAGAAGAAAACAGAGUUGUAAUGUAUAUUAGCAAAGUUGAGAGGACAGGAACUGCGGUCACACAUCAAAUUCAGCCACAAUUCUAUUUCUUCUUCAUACUAUUAUUAAAUCACACUGCCCAAAGCCUCCACAUCUGUUGUGCUUGGUGCUCUUCAAACACAGGAUAUCAUGCUUAGGCAUCACUCCUUUAUUUGGAUUUGAAGCCAUGCCUCACCGCUGUUUGUGUCAAAACAGUUACCUGUGCCAGGCAGCCUUAAUCUGUAUUCUUUCCUCACAUUGUCUGGGGUCUGCUGCUCUGUCUUUCUGGGAGCCUGCAAUAUAAGAUGACAAAUUCUGGACAGCACUGAGGCCAGAUAACAUGCAAGCCCCAUCCCAGCCCCACAGAAGUCAGUGGGAAAGCUAGAUGGACAGCUGUGGUUUUGACUCAGGCCCAGAGAUACUGGAAAAUAACAAAGGGGACAGAAGGAAAGAGCUUGGUCAGCUUUCAGGGUUAUUCCUCAUUUCUUUUAAAAAGAAUAAAUACAUGUUUUUUGUUAUGACUUUCUCAGAAUAAGCUUGGUGCUGUCAGCUAGCCAUGUCUCAGCAAUGUGCUUGCAUGAUGAAGGCAAAGCAAUUCUGAGCUUACAGGCUUAACAUCCUUUUUCGGUACAGUUCAUUGCAAAGAAACCUGAGUAAUGCAUCUUCCCUCUGAAAUGCUUGUCUGCUUUGCAUAGAGAGCAUUCACACACUUUGCAUAAGCCUGAGGAUCACACUGACAAAGAAUGAUAGCACUGCUUAAGUAGUUAAUUUGGUUAUUUAUUCAUUUAAGUGUAUGUGAAUCAAGACAUUUUUUCUGUGAUCUGAAGUGACUGCCAAACCUCUGAUUAGUUUGUAGCUUUUACUGUGUCGUUCCAUUCUUUUGUUACAUAGGAUGGAUGCAGACUUAAUUCCACUGGCAAACACUUUGAAAAGGGCAGCCUCUGUAACACCUCCCAAAGAAGAAAAGACAGAGACAGACUGCAUGUCAUUCCUUCAUUCCUGCCUGCCCAUGUCAGCACUCACCGUGUCUAGAGAAAUGCACAAGUAACACACUUCUAGGCAAAAUGCAUUUAUGUGAGCACUUGUUCUUCUGUGCAGAACAAAGUACAUCUGCCCUGCAGCUAUCCUGAGGGGUCAAUGGCCCAGCAGCGAGGCAUGCUGUGCCAGCACCAGAGAGUCACCAGAGGAGCUGUGAACUGCCCCAGAAAGAAAGCGGUGGUGCAAGGUACCCUGUUGUCACAAUGUCAAAGCUUUUCUCUGCACGCUGAAGAUGCCAUGUCUGACACUGGGAGCUGCAGUGCGGUGAAGCUACAUCUUUUAAUGGAAGUUCCCAGGCUGUGUGCCAGGACACUGCAAACAGACACAUUUAUGGUCUUUCAGGUACAAACACGAGUGAUUUGUGAUCAAGAGAAGGAUGUGGUUCUUUCCACUCCUUCACUCCAUCUCCUUCUAAGCCAUCCAAAGCACACAUGGCUCUGUGAUACAACCUUCCCUGGGCUGGUAAACAAUAUUGCUAUUGUAAAUUACUUCAGUAUCUUCGUGAAAAAUUAGUACAAUCCCCACAAGUACAGACUAUUAAAAUACUCUGUAAAUUACUUGUUGAGUUACUCCAGUGAAGCCAGACAAGUCCAGCAGCUGUAGGGCUUAUCUCACAUCUCUGCUGCUUAACCUGUGCUCUUUUGUCACUGACUCCAAUGUAUAACUUUGUUAACAUUGAACAGCUUGUGAAUUGGAAAAAAUUCCUCUAGGAAUUUGAAAUUUGUAUUUCCUUAGCGAUCCGUAAUAGACAGUGCUCACACUGAGAAGGGACCUGAUGGUCAGUGCAUAUAGCGUGCUGAAAAAGUGCAUCUCUGCAGGCAGCUGUAGGCAGCCCUGAACUUGCUUUGCCCACACUGUGCAAUGUUUAGGCCACUGCUGGCCCCACGGCUGCGCUCUGCCAUCUGCAGAGUGAUUUUUUCAGAAACCUCCUUGGGUUUGACAGUGAGGAACAUGGCUGCUCUGUGGUCUUGUGGUGCACGACAGUACGACUGUGUUCGGAUGUACAAAGCCAGCUGCCAUCUGUGUUGCAAUGUUAAGAAAAGUUGAAGGCUUACUAUGUCCAGCAACAGCCCCAAGGUGUGCAGGAGCAGGUGUGCUGGAUGUGGUGUCUGUGACGAAGCAGCAGCUAUGGCCUCACACUGCUGCUUUCUGUCAACCUGCUCAGAAAGAAGGAUUUGUGGCGUUGUUGUUCUCGUGCGUCACGGCAUUAUUUCUCUGAGACCAUAAGCAGCGGGACUGCUUGCCAUCUCAGGCUGGGUAUUGCCUGAUGUUUUCCUCCUAACAAUAAUAUAAAGCCUUUGUGCAUCAGUGAGAGAGGGUGAGAGAUGCAGGAACUGCUGCCUAUGCAGUGUUAUUUACGGAGACCAGUGCUGGACUAUUUCUCCUCCUCCUUCACCUCCUCCACUCAAGGGCAUUCAGAUGCUUUGUAGACAAAAUGUGUGGGGAGCAGUAAUAUUUGUACUAGGCCAACUGAUAAACAAACAUAUUUUGGGAGCCGUUCCCAGGGCCAUGCAGCAGUUCUGUGAGAUGGAGGAAGUCCUGGUGCAGGACUCCUGGGCUUUACCAAAAGUCCAGAAACCACUGUUUCUCCUCUCGUGGCCAGUCCUGUCUCAGCAAUAUUUUGAUUGCUCUCCUAUAAAAACUUUUUUUUUCCCUCUGGGCUGUUAAUGUUACCACACAGAUAUUUUCUAUCAACCUACUCCAGAAAAUUUAAGUUAUUCUGAAAAGGGAAUUAAGUAAGGAAGAUUUACUGCAGUUUAAAAAAGCCAGCGCUUGCAAGACAUGUCCCCCAAGGAAUGCUCUGUGAUCCAGAGGAUCAUUUCAUACCAUUGCACUGGCAGUACUUCAUUGGUCAAAGCCUUUCCGUGUUUCUUCCUGGGAUAUUAACACGAAUUUAUUUAUCAGUUAAAACAUCCAGCAAGAUGAAACUUGUUUCCACAAGUGGUUUGAUCGGAGUAGCAUCGAGUUAGUUUCCAUUUUUAGUGGCAUUUUUUGCAGCACUGAUUAUCAAGUAGUUAUUGGUUUCAUCCCCUUCUCAAUAACCGGGGCGAAAUUUGGAAGCAUUUAACACCAAUACUUGCAGAACAAGAGCAGGAUGGCCCGUUCCCCAUGUGGGAUUUGUUCUACAUUUGCUGCCUUGCUGGGUGUUCUCACCUGGCUGUCUGUGCUGCUGUCUCCCUGACUUUGUAUUGUAACUUAAAGGGGAUUAGAGAUGGCUGCAAGGUGUCUCCACCUUUACCAUCUAAAGCUGUGUUAAUAGAGGUAAACGGUACUUCGAUUUCUGAUUCUCUCAACAGAAGGGCCACUUGCCUUUAUGAUGGCUGGCACUUAAUCACAAACCAAGGCACUUCCAGUCUGGUAUUCAUCUCUGGGCUCUGCAGCAAGAGCCAUGGCUGUGCUGGGCAGGGGCUGCUUGGUGGUGCCAAGCCGAAGGAGAGCCCCGUCACCAUCACCUGUCACCAGCUGUGAACACAGGUGGGACCAGGCCUGCUCCAUGGGCCCAACAGAGAGGAGUGAGCUUUGUGCAGGCACACACACAUCAGAUGCCCUUCCUGGCAGGGGUGGGUCCCUGUAACCUCAGCGGGUGUCACAGGGCAUGAUGAAGCUUUAGUGGCAUUUUAGAAAUACGGGAUUCAAGUUACCUGUUCUCCCAAGCUUACUGCCUGCCACUAACAGGCAGUCUCCUCCAGCACUGCCACAGAUGCACAGAGCACUGACCUCGCUCACACAUGGCACUGUCACAGCACCCAGAGCUCUCCCAUGCAAUGAGCAGUCCUCCUCUGCCCACGCUCGCACUGAAGUCACAAAGCAAGGUGAGCCCGCUGCCAUGCCAAGGGACAUUUUUGCUUCUCAGCAACCUGCUGUGGCAGCAGCUGCGCUAGCUGCAAAGGACACUUUUCCCUGUUAUAGGUUUCUUUCCCUUCCUGGAUGUGCCACACAGGCAUAUCCAUGUCCUCUGUCCCCUUGGUGGUGGACCUGUGCAGGAUGCUCUGAGCCAACCCCAAGUUUUCAGCCACUGCCAAAGCAUCCCACAGAAGCAGGCAUCACCUCACUGCCUGCCGUGGCCGCUGAGCGAUGCCUGGCAGAGGUGACUCAGAAGCGGGGAGCCCUGCUAAGGCCCUGGCACAUCCCUGCACUGAAACACUGCCUACAGCCUCCUGCCUCUGCCCAGCUCGCCCUUCCUGCCACCUUUCCCCCGGGGUCCUAACUCCCAACUUUGUUGCUCUAUAAACAUAAUAACAAUAAUUAUUCUCUCAUUGGACACAUAGCCAUCUUCUUUGUUUGCAGGCUUAGAUAAAUAUCAUUCAAAUCAUGGAGUCUGAUUCAUGAGUCAGGAUGAUGGCAGCCCUCCAAAACCUCCUUGCCCAUGGAGAGUGUGUUUGUGUGAGAGAGAUAGAGAGUUUCACUGUACGAAGAGUAAGAAACUGGAAGCCAAGUGAAUUAAAUACAAAGCAGAUAAUUAUGUGUAAUUCAUUUACUGACUAAUGAUUGCACCUGGUACAGAGGUCUAUGAAUUCAUUUCACUCUGCAUUUGUUCUCAAAAACAAUCUCUCUGCACAAGAUAAAAACUAGGCCUGUGUUUACA
This is a messenger RNA of Centrocercus urophasianus (Greater sage-grouse), 12684 nucleotides long. RefSeq names its product LDL receptor related protein 3 (gene LRP3). The transcript is spliced from 17 exons. NCBI's taxonomy places the organism in Eukaryota, Metazoa, Chordata, Aves, Galliformes, Phasianidae. Gene Ontology annotation, cellular component: plasma membrane. The coding region runs from base 277 to 2799 and encodes 840 amino acids. Gene Ontology annotation, molecular function: protein binding. The record is from RefSeq and is a predicted model, not a curated record.